Molecule: messenger RNA, 465 nt
Organism: Eruca vesicaria subsp. sativa (arugula)
Lineage: Eukaryota; Viridiplantae; Streptophyta; Magnoliopsida; Brassicales; Brassicaceae
Source: the annotation of a GenBank genome assembly
AUGUCUCCGAGACUAGUUUUGCUUCACCAAGAAAGACGUUACAUCCUCUUUGGUGAUGGAUUUCUUGUUUCAUGGGUUAAACUCUCUUAUGAUUUGGAUUCUUCAGUAUUGAAGGCUCUUGAAGAAGAACCAAAGAAAGAGAGAGCAACUGAUGUCAAAAACUUGCCAGCUCCAACUGUUAGGAAAGAUGUUCUCGAGCCAUUGCCUGAUGAAAGUGGUCCACAUAACCGUAUGGAGGUUAGCAAGGACGGAGGGCGUGAGGAUGAGAAGCUAUUAACUGAGUUUGCUAGACGCACGUUGGAGGUAUUUAUUGUUUAUCAUAUCUUAUGCACCAAAAAAAAAAAAAAAGAAGUUGAAGGUGCAUAUAAAGAAGCUAUUGCAUUGAAAAUGCAAGAAGAGCUUAUUCGUGAAGAAGAAAAUCUGAACAAGAGAAGAGUGAAGUCAACUAAAUUCGUGAAGAAAUAA